AGGACACUGUCUAUUUUAAUUAUCUGUGUUGGUUGCAAUCCUAUGUGAAGCGAUCUAGCAAUCUCCUUAACCUCAAUUAUUGAGUUUAUUUCUGAGUAGGUAUAAAUGAUAUUUUACAUUUAGAUAUAAUUCUGGAAUUCAUGCUUCUGUUCAAUUCUGGGGUACUAGUCCGAGAAAAAGUUUGAAUUCAUGAGCAAAAAAAAAAUAAAAUAAUUCUAUUGAUAUGGUUCCAUGGGGCAAGUAAAACAUAUUUAAAUAUCAUUACAAAUAAACAGAAUAUUGGAAUAGAUCCAACAAUUCACCCUUUGAACAGAAUCUACAAAUUAGCUGGAAUAGUUCUUAACCUUAGCAGAUUGAUAUCCAAGCAAUUCCAUAACCUCAUUGCUAUUGUAGAAGCCUUUGGGAAACCCAGCUGAAAGUAAAUGGAAACUACAUAAUGUGUAAAGCAUGGUGUCAGCCCUUCGGGGUAGGACUCCACAAGCAGAGUAGAUAAAAUUGAAUGUAGACAACCUAUCCUUGAGGACAAUCUUCUCCAAACUAAUGCUCCCAGUUGUGCUGGAAGUACUGCUCAAAGAAUUCCCAUUAUGAUGUCACAGUGCUUGCUGUUGGGAUCAUCAGCACUCCACAUCAUGUCCAUUCCUGUCAUUUGAAAUGGUGGUCAGUACAUGGAGAGUAGGCAUAUAUGACCAUCAGGAAAUAAAAUGUCAAGCAGAGGGAGUGCAAGCUCUGGCUCUCUGCCAUCAAAGAAAGGACCAGCAGUCAAGCCGAGCACCAAAUUUAGAGAAGAGGGAGAGUCAACUCCAAGGAGAAUAGUAAAGGAGACAAGAGCUGUUGUCAUAGAUAUUGGUACCGGCUCCUGCAAAUGUGGAUUUGCUGGAGAACAAAAGCCAAGCCAUGUGAUUUCAUCUACUGUAGGCAAGCAUAUCCAGGAGACAGCCAAAACUGGAGAUAACAGGAAGGAAACUUUUGUUGGAAGAGAACUUCAGGAAGCUACAGUACCCUUAAAACUUGUCAAUCCUUUAAGACAUGGAAUAAUAGUGGACUGGGAUUCUGUUCAAGAUAUGUGGGAAUAUCUUUUCCUUAGGGAGAUGAGGAUUCGACCCGAAGAGCAUGCUGUCCUAGUAUCGGAUCCUCCUCUAAGCCCUACUACCAACAGAGAAAAAUAUGCAGAAAUGCUCUUCGAAACCUUUUGCACUCCUGCUAUGCACAUUGCUUACCAGUCAAGACUGUCAAUGUAUUCCUAUGGAAAGACCUCAGGUCUCGUUGUGGAGAGUGGUCACGGUGUCUCCUAUGUUGUUCCCAUUUACGAAGGAUACACCAUGCCAAACAUUACUGAAAGAGUAGACUAUGCUGGAUUCGAUGUCACUCAGUACCUAAUGAAUUUAAUAAAUGAGAAUAUAAAAUUGUUCACAGAGAAAGACUGGAGUAUCUUAGAGGACAUCAAAGAAAACUAUUGUUUCACUUCACUGGAUUAUCAACAUGACGCAGCCGCAGCUCCCAGGAAACAUGAGAUUGAAUAUCAGCUGCCUGAUGGGCAAGUGAUCAUUAUUGGCAAAGAGAGAUUCUUAUGUGCUGAAAUGCUCUUUAAGCCAUCCUUGAUAAAUUCACAGCAAUUGGGACUUCCUCUCCUGACAAUGACUUCCCUCAACAAGUGUGACGUCACCCUAAAAAAGAACCUGAUGGGCAACAUCUUGUUAUGUGGGGGCUGCACCACGCUAAAGGGCUUUGCUGACCGCUUCCAGAGAGAGCUGAUUAGAAUGUGCCCAAACGAUAAUCCCAUUUCAUCAGCUUCUCCGGAAAGAAAAACAUCUGUCUGGACCGGAGGCUCCAUUCUUGCAUCUCUCAAGGCUUUCCAACAGCUCUGGGUUCACAGAAGAGAAUAUGAAGAAAAGGGUCCUUUUUACAUCUACCGGAAAUGUUUCUAAAUCCCCAACGGGAAUCUCCUCACCUAGAACAAUUGGAUGAAAUUUGGUUGAAGAAAAGGACACACUUUCCCUGCUACCCCUGUAAAUACCAAUCUGAAUGUUAUAUGGUCUGGGUGACAUUCUGUUCUCUGUGUAUUAAAAACUCAUUGCUGUAACAGUUAAAGAUAAGUGUUCCUUUUUUGGGUGCAAGUAACAACAAAAAGCAGAGAAGAUUAGUGCAUCAAGGAAAUCUUCCAAUUAGAUCAAGCAUGUCAAACUGCCGGCCCGCGGGCCAGAUGCGUCACACCGAAACCGCGCCCACCCUAUUGCCGACAAGGGGGAAAAGGUCCCGAUACGUCGCGCGACGUCAUGUGACGUCGUGAGUUUGACAUGCCUGAAUUAGAUGAUCUAGGCGGAGAGCCAGCAACUGCACUUCUUCAUUUAUUCACCCCAGAGUAAGCAUCACUGAACUGGACUGUCUUGAAUAAAUUAGGAUUGUACACUUGCUAUAAGUAUUCCUGAAAAUCGGUGUCUAUCUUACCAAAGUAAAAAAAAAAAGCAGAGUAGAAUAGACACUGUAGUUUUACUUCCCAGAGGGAUUGCUCUAAGUCAGUGGUUCUCAACCUUUCUAAUUCCGUGACCCCAUAAUACAGUUCCCCAUGUUGUGGUGACCCCCAAGUGGGUGUGGCCACCAAUAAGAGGGAGUA
Messenger RNA from Crotalus tigris (Tiger rattlesnake), 2611 nucleotides. It is a transcript of the gene ACTL7A, whose product is annotated as actin like 7A. Bases 702 to 1925 code for a protein of 407 amino acids. The transcript has 2 exons. Lineage: Eukaryota; Metazoa; Chordata; Lepidosauria; Squamata; Viperidae. The record is from RefSeq and is a predicted model, not a curated record. Gene Ontology annotation, cellular component: cytoplasm; nucleus.